GCCAGGCCUGGAACAUGGACGUGGGUGAACUUCUGAGCUACCAGCCCAACAGGGGCACGAAACGACCCCGGGAUGAUGAAGAGGAGGAGCUGAAAAUGCGUCGGAGACAAACUGGUACUCGAGAGCGGGGCCGUUAUCGGGAAGAGGAAAUGACUGUGGUGGAUGAAGCCGAUGAUGACAAAAAACGGCUCCUUCAGAUCAUUGACCGGGAGGGUGAGGAGGAAGAGGAAGAGGAGGAGCCACUGGAUGAAAGUUCUGUGAAGAAAAUGAUACUCACGUUUGAGAAAAGAUCCUACAAAAACCAAGAGCUUCGGAUCAAAUUUCCAGACAACCCUGAGAAGUUUAUGGAAUCCGAGCUGGACCUCAACGACAUCAUUCAGGAGAUGCAUGUGGUGGCCACCAUGCCAGACCUCUACCACCUUCUGGUGGAGCUGAAUGCCGUGCAGUCUCUUCUCGGCUUGCUGGGACACGAUAACACAGAUGUGUCCAUUGCUGUGGUUGAUUUGCUCCAGGAGUUAACGGAUAUAGAUACCCUCCAUGAGAGUGAGGAAGGUGCAGAAGUUCUCAUUGACUCUCUGGUGGAUGGACAAGUGGUGGCACUGCUGGUGCAGAACCUGGAGCGGCUGGAUGAGUCUGUGAAGGAAGAGGCUGAUGGCGUCCACAACACUCUGGCUAUUGUAGAAAACAUGGCUGAGUUCCGGCCCGAGAUGUGCACUGAGGCUGCGCAGCAGGGCCUCCUGCAGUGGUUGCUGAAGAGACUGAAGGCAAAGAUGCCUUUCGAUGCCAACAAACUGUAUUGUAGUGAAGUGCUGGCCAUCUUGCUUCAGGACAAUGACGAAAACAGGGAAUUGCUUGGGGAGCUGGAUGGAAUCGAUGUGCUUCUUCAGCAGUUAUCCGUGUUUAAAAGACAUAACCCGAGCACAGCUGAAGAGCAAGAGAUGAUGGAGAAUCUCUUUGAUUCUCUCUGUUCCUGCCUCAUGCUCAGCUCCAACCGCGAGCGCUUCCUGAAGGGUGAAGGCCUGCAGCUGAUGAACCUCAUGCUCAGAGAAAAGAAGAUCUCCCGUAGCAGUGCACUGAAAGUGCUGGAUCAUGCGAUGAUUGGACCUGAGGGCACGGAUAAUUGCCAUAAAUUUGUGGAUAUUCUUGGCUUGAGAACUAUCUUCCCCCUUUUUAUGAAAUCUCCCAGGAAGAUCAAGAAAGUGGGCACCACUGAGAAGGAACAUGAAGAACAUGUCUGUUCGAUCCUGGCUUCCCUCCUGCGGAACCUGAGGGGGCAGCAACGAACCCGACUUCUGAAUAAAUUCACCGAAAACGACAGUGAGAAGGUCGACAGACUGAUGGAGUUGCAUUUUAAAUACCUGGAUGCAAUGCAAGUGGCUGACAAGAAAAUUGAGGGAGAGAAACAUGACAUGGUCCGGCGUGGGGAGAUCAUUGACAGUGACACAGAGGAUGAGUUCUUCCUCCGGCGCCUGGAUGCCGGACUCUUUGUUCUCCAGCACAUCUGCUACAUCAUGGCCGAGAUAUGCAACGCCAAUGUCCCACAGAUUCGCCAGAGGGUUCACCAGAUCCUGAACAUGAGAGGAAGCUCCAUCAAGAUUGUCAGACACAUCAUCAAGGAGUACGCGGAGAGCAUCGGGGACGGCCGGACCCCAGAGUUCCGGGAGAAUGAGCAGAAGCGCAUCCUGGGUCUGCUGGAGAACUUCUAGGAUCCUGAGGCCCUGGGUGGCGCAACACUCCUCCCUGCCUGUCUCUGGGAAGCCUGGCACUGCAAGGCCUGACUUUUUGGACUUAUUAAAGCUAGUUUUGGUA
Messenger RNA from Suncus etruscus (white-toothed pygmy shrew), 1809 nucleotides. It is a transcript of the gene CTNNBL1, whose product is annotated as catenin beta like 1. NCBI's taxonomy places the organism in Eukaryota, Metazoa, Chordata, Mammalia, Eulipotyphla, Soricidae. Gene Ontology annotation, cellular component: spliceosomal complex. The transcript has 16 exons. The record is from RefSeq and is a predicted model, not a curated record. Bases 15 to 1706 code for a protein of 563 amino acids.